GUCAGCUACAGUGCUGGGAUCAGUGCGUGCGAGAAGGGCGAGCAGUGGCAGCGGGCGCUGUCGCUACUGAGCGAGAUGCGGGAAGCAAAGCUGGAGCCCGACUCAGCUACAGCGCUGGGAUCAGCGCGUGCGAGAAGGGCGGGCAGUGGCAGCGGGCGCUGGCGCUGCUGAGCGAGAUGUGGGAGGCGAAGCUGGAGCCCAAC
Prorocentrum cordatum is the source of this 203-nucleotide messenger RNA. NCBI's taxonomy places the organism in Eukaryota, Dinophyceae, Prorocentrales, Prorocentraceae. The record is from the annotation of a GenBank genome assembly.